Knipowitschia caucasica is the source of this 2628-nucleotide messenger RNA. The record is from the annotation of a GenBank genome assembly. NCBI's taxonomy places the organism in Eukaryota, Metazoa, Chordata, Actinopteri, Gobiiformes, Gobiidae.
AUGGUGAGCAGGUGUAAUGAGUAUCUACAGGUCCCUGUGAGUCAGUAUCUGCAGGUCCCUGUGAGUCAGUAUCUACAGGUCCCUGUGAGUCAGUAUCUACAGGUCCCUGUGAGUCAGUAUCUACAGGUCCCUGUGAGUCAGUAUCUACAGGUCCCUGUGAGUCAGUAUGUCCCUGUGAGUCAGUAUCUGCAGGUCCCUGUGAGUCAGUAUCUACAGGUCCCUGUGAGUCAGUAUCUACAGGUCCCUGUGAGUCAGUAUGUCCCUGUGAGUCAGUAUCUGCAGGUCCCUGUGAGUCAGUAUCUGCAGGUCCCUGUGAGUCAGUAUGUCCCUGUGAGUCAGUAUGUCCCUGUGAGUCAGUAUCUGCAGGUCCCUGUGAGUCAGUAUGUCCCUGUGAGUCAGUAUCUGCAGGUCCCUGUGAGUCAGUAUGUCCCUGUGAGUCAGUAUCUACAGGUCCCUGUGAGUCAGUAUGUCCCUGUGAGUCAGUAUCUGCAGGUCCCUGUGAGUCAGUAUCUGCAGGUCCCUGUGAGUCAGUAUCUACAGGUCCCUGUGAGUCAGUAUGUCCCUGUGAGUCAGUAUCUGCAGGUCCCUGUGAGUCAGUAUGUCCCUGUGAGUCAGUAUGUCCCUGUGAGUCAGUAUGUCCCUGUGAGUCAGUAUGUCCCUGUGAGUCAGUAUCUACAGGUCCCUGUGAGUCAGUAUGUCCCUGUGAGUCAGUAUCUACAGGUCCCUGUGAGUCAGUAUGUCCCUGUGAGUCAGUAUCUACAGGUCCCUGUGAGUCAGUAUCUGCAGGUCCCUGUGAGUCAGUAUCUAAAGGUCCCUGUGAGUCAGUAUCUGCAGGUCCCUGUGAGUCAGUAUCUACAGGUCCCUGUGAGUCAGUAUCUACAGGUCCCUGUGAGUCAGUAUCUACAGGUCCCUGUGAGUCAGUAUCUACAGGUCCCUGUGAGUCAGUAUCUACAGGUCCCUGUGAGUCAGUAUCUACAGGUCCCUGUGAGUCAGUAUCUACAGGUCCCUGUGAGUCAGUACCUACAGGUCCCUGUGAGUCAGUAUCUGCAGGUCCCUGUGAGUCAGUAUCUACAGGUCCCUGUGAGUCAGUAUCUACAGGUCCCUGUGAGUCAGUAUCUGCAGGUCCCUGUGAGUCAGUAUCUACAGGUCCCUGUGAGUCAGUAUCUACAGGUCCCUGUGAGUCAGUAUCUACAGGUCCCUGUGAGUCAGUAUCUACAGGUCCCUGUGAGUCAGUAUCUACAGGUCCCUGUGAGUCAGUAUCUGCAGGUCCCUGUGAGUCAGUAUCUGCAGGUCCCUGUGAGUCAGUAUCUACAGGUCCCUGUGAGUCAGUAUCUGCAGGUCCCUGUGAGUCAGUACCUGCAGGUCCCUGUGAGUCAGUAUCUACAGGUCCCUGUGAGUCAGUAUCUACAGGUCCCUGUGAGUCAGUACCUACAGGUCCCUGUGAGUCAGUAUCUGCAGGUCCCUGUGAGUCAGUAUCUACAGGUCCCUGUGAGUCAGUAUCUACAGGUCCCUGUGAGUCAGUAUCUGCAGGUCCCUGUGAGUCAGUAUCUACAGGUCCCUGUGAGUCAGUAUCUGCAGGUCCCUGUGAGUCAGUACCUACAGGUCCCUGUGAGUCAGUAUCUACAGGUCCCUGUGAGUCAGUAUCUACAGGUCCCUGUGAGUCAGUAUCUACAGGUCCCUGUGAGUCAGUAUCUACAGGUCCCUGUGAGUCAGUACCUGCAGGUCCCUGUGAGUCAGUAUCUACAGGUCCCUGUGAGUCAGUACCUGCAGGUCCCUGUGAGUCAGUAUCUACAGGUCCCUGUGAGUCAGUAUCUGCAGGUCCCUGUGAGUCAGUACCUACAGGUCCCUGUGAGUCAGUAUCUACAGGUCCCUGUGAGUCAGUACCUGCAGGUCCCUGUGAGUCAGUAUCUGCAGGUCCCUGUGAGUCAGUAUCUACAGGUCCCUGUGAGUCAGUAUCUGCAGGUCCCUGUGAGUCAGUAUCUACAGGUCCCUGUGAGUCAGUAUAAACAGGUCCCUGUGAGUCAGUAUCUACAGGUCCCUGUGAGUCAGUAUCUACAGGUCCCUGUGAGUCAGUAUCUACAGGUCCCUGUGAGUCAGUAUCUGCAGGUCCCUGUGAGUCAGUAUCUACAGGUCCCUGUGAGUCAGUAUCUACAGGUCCCUGUGAGUCAGUAUCUACAGGUCCCUGUGAGUCAGUACCUACAGGUCCCUGUGAGUCAGUAUCUACAGGUCCCUGUGAGUGAGUAUAAACAGGUCCCUGUGAGUCAGUAUCUACAGGUCCCUGUGAGUCAGUAUCUACAGGUCCCUGUGAGUCAGUAUCUACAGGUCCCUGUGAGUCAGUAUCUACAGGUCCCUGUGAGUCAGUAUCUACAGGUCCCUGUGAGUCAGUAUCUGCAGGUCCCUGUGAGUCAGUAUCUACAGGUCCCUGUGAGUCAGUAUCUACAGGUCCCUGUGAGUCAGUAUCUACAGGUCCCUGUGAGCCAGUAUCUACAGGUCCCUGUGAGUCAGUACCUGCAGGUCCCUGUGAGUCAGUAUCUGCAGGUCCCUGUGAGUCAGUAUCUACAGGUCCCUGUGAGUCAGUAUCUACAGGUCCCUGUGAGUCAGUACCUGCUCAGAGAGAAGAGCUCCUAA